UUGGGAGAAAGAAAUUUGAGGGAAUUAAGGGUUGCUUUGGGAGCAAGAAGAUUUUUGCCACUUCAAUCCUUUUUUAAAUAGGAUUUUAAAUAGGAUGGAUAUUUUAGCCCUCCAAUUCCCUCUAAUUCCCCUUCGACCAAACUAGCCUUGUGGGCCUAAAAUCUUUUUCCUUGCUCACAAACAAGCCGUUAAGGUAUCUAAUUUAGUCCCCGUUUCAAUCUCAUGGGAUAAAAUUUUAGCUUCCGGCUAAACUUUAGCUAUAUGAAUUGAAUUGAAGUGCUAAAAUUUAGCUUCAAUUACCACAAUUAGCUCUCAUGUUUAGAUUACAAAUGACUAUAAGUAGCUAAAAAAAGCUGCUAAAGUUUAUCUCGCGAGAUUGGAACAGAGACUUAGUACAUUGAACAUCAUUAGCAUAGAAUAUAUAUUUAUGUUGAAAAGUGCUAGUACAUGAGAUACGACCAUAAAAUUUGUUGGGAUGUUCUAAUAGGAAAUAGUGGUCAAAGUCAGAGAUGUGCCGCUGUCCAUAACGUCAAGCAUUUGCAAACUGGAGGGGGGUAACUUGAGUGAGGACGUUUUUACGUUUGACUCGAACUUGUUCCAUCUCAUAGUUACCUAGUAGUAAUCUGUUUAGCUGCGGGGUCUGCAUUUCUGGUUUCUGGUUUGUGCCAGAACCAGGAGGCAGGACGAGCCAAGGGUCUCCGCUGUUCGCUCCGUUCCGCUCGGCGGCGCCUUCCAAACCGCACGUCCGCAGUCCGCUGUCCGCAGCGAACACCUGUCCUCCUCCGGUCCUCCCUGUGCGGAACAGUCUCGCCAAUCGCCAUCACUAGUGUCGAUCUGCGCCGGCCUACAGCCUACGUCCGUCGUCGUGUGCGAUGGACGCCUUCUUCAGCGGUCUCGACUCCCGGCUGCGGGAGGCAGUGAAGGUGGCGGACUCCAUCAUGGUGGGGCUGGUGAACGCCGCCAUGGAGGACGCCUACAAGAAGAGCCUCUGGAAGGACGGCGACCUGGAGCGCCUCUUCCAGAAGCUCCGCUUCGCCGAGCUCGCUAUCAUGCAGCUCGAGUGGUGCCUCCGCUUCGUGCGGGGGGAGAUGGAGGCCGACGGCGGUGCCGACGACGGCCACGAGCAGCUGCUAGACGACCUCCUCGAGACGCGGGACCGGAUCCAGGCCCGCCUCGACGAGGCCGAACUCGCCGUCGCCCAGACGGACUGCGACUACAUGCGCCGGAAGCGCGAUGAACUCGACCCGUCGCGCCGCCGGGAGACGCCGUCCGCAGUUGAUCACCGCGGCGCCGAGGUGGAGGGCGGUACGUUCGAGGAACUCAGGGGGUCCGUGGGCCGGAAGAUGACGAGGAUGAGGGCUAGGCUGGAGGACGCGAGCUCCGAGCUGGCGGCGCUCAUGCAAAAGGUCAGCGGCGAGGCGUCGCCGAUGGCGAGGCUGCAGGAGCCCGGCCACGAGGGCGACGGGGUCAAGGGCCUCUCGGGAUUCUACAGCAUGGCGCAGCUGCUUAUGGAGUUCCAGGAGAUGGUCCUGGACGCCGGCGUCCUCAGAGACAGCGUCGCAUCUGCGUUCGAUGCGAUGGAGAGGUCGGUCUCUGCUCAGCGGGCAGCCAUGGAGGAGCAGCAGUGGCUCAUGGAUGCAGAGAAGGAGAUGUACAGUGCCGUCGUUGAAGGUUUUCUCCGGGAGAUCAACGUGGAAUCGACGAAACGCAAUCAGUCUGAGGGAGAGGGAUGCCCGACACCUACAUUGCAUCAUAGCAGAGAUGCUCCUGAUAAUAAUAGCUCGGACGAAUUCCAGUAUCUGAACGAUGAAACUAGCCAGCUGCACUCAGCAAGGCGUAUCCCGGCAGAGAAGUCAGAGAGCAGACUGCGUUAUACUAAUUCAGAAGAGGAUUGUUUCUGUCUCUCUCAAGAGGAAGCUGAAAGGCUAACAGAAACAACGAUUGAUUCAGAAAUUAGAUUUGAACUGCAGCGUGUUUUGUACUCAGCAGCAUUCAGAGACCUAUUAAGCAAACUUUCGGUUCAGGCAUAUCAUGCACAGAGGCUUACAGAACAAAGAGAUGAAACGGAAAUCAGAAGUAAUAUACAGUAUGAGAUGGAUAGUAUCAUAUUCAAAGACUUGGUGAAGAACCUAUGUGUUGAAUCCGUUGAUCAUCUUAUCAAGACCUGGAUCCAAGAUGAGGUGCAUAGAGCUCUUCUUGCCAAGAUUAUGAAUCCUUGGAAGAUCACUACUGAGAUGGUUCACAGCGAGAGACUUAUCAAGGAAGAGAUUGAAUGCAUUGUUUUUGGAGGUUUGAUAAAUGAUUUGGUAAAUGGUCAAAAUUUAAGUGUGGUCAAAUAUCAACACCAAAAUAGACCCAGCGAUAAUCUGGGAAGAUUCGGUAUGAUUGACAGCGCCGAGCAGUUAGUGAAUGGGAAGAUACAAGUCAAUGUAACUACUGAAGAUGAUGGUGUAGGCUCUGAUCAACAUAGAAUACUUGUGAAUCAAGAAGUUUUAGGUCUAAUUGGUAACUGUGACAGGCAAAAUUCAAAAGGAAGUGAUAAGCAAGCUGAAGAAUCAAUAGGCAGAGAUGAUGUUAAGGAACGAUUGGAUGAUUGCAGGAAGCUGCAAACAGAAGAGGUAGCUACAGGUUUGUGCAUGCCUUCUGAAGGAGUGAUUCAAGAAAUCUGCAUUCCAUUGACAAACAUAUAUGAAAUAUUUGGGGACUUUGAGGCUAUUACCUGUGAAAAAAUAGGAACAUCUGUGCUGAGAUUGAGAGACCUGGACAAACAAUUGUCAAACCUGAUUGAAAAAGUGAACUCUCUUAAAACAAGUGAGUUUCUGUACCGGAGCGCUUUCACUAGGAGAUGUUGCGACCUUCAAACAGCAGAAGCAGAGGUGGAUCUUCUUGGCGAUGAAGUGGAGCUGCUUCUUGGACUUCUCAGUAAGACAUACGGAGCUCUGGUUCACUACUCACCAGUUCUUCAACACUAUGUGGGGGUAAUUAUCUAAUUUCACCGAGUUAAAAGGCUUCGAUCAGGGAGGUGCUGAACCUGCUUGGGAAGGAGCUUGCUGUGAGGCCGAGGCAUUAGGUCCAGUAAUACUCCUGUUUUGAAAAAGGAUAUAAUUCCAACAUAGUACUUGGUCAAAUCAUUGAGUUCUGUUAAAUUUUAAAAUGAAGUAUGGAUAUUUAUCAUACCAAAUAAGUAUUAUUAGAUUAGUCAUUUCAUGUAUUUUCAUAGUAUAACUAUUUGGCAUCAUAAUCUUUGAUAGUUUCCUAUA
Molecule: messenger RNA, 3260 nt
Organism: Zea mays
Lineage: Eukaryota; Viridiplantae; Streptophyta; Magnoliopsida; Poales; Poaceae
Exons: 4
Coding region: 873-2990 (705 amino acids)
Source: RefSeq, a predicted model, not a curated record